Bactrocera neohumeralis is the source of this 2033-nucleotide messenger RNA. RefSeq lists its product as uncharacterized. NCBI's taxonomy places the organism in Eukaryota, Metazoa, Arthropoda, Insecta, Diptera, Tephritidae. The transcript has a single exon. The record is from RefSeq and is a predicted model, not a curated record. Bases 804 to 1904 code for a protein of 366 amino acids.
UCUACUACAUCCCAGAGUAGAGCUGUCACAAAUACAAAUUAAAGACACAAGUUCCGGCAUCCAUCUUAAGGCCAGCAUGUGACAUAAAUAUGUUUACAUUCAUAGUACAUACCAUAAGCUAUACAAAUUAUAACAAGAACAAAAACUGAAUCACCUUCGAUACAAAGCAAAAGGUCAAAAGUAGACGUUAAAUGCAAACAGUUCGCACUUAAUGACCACAAUUUUAUUUUGGCUUGGGAAGUUUAAAAAGCUAAAUAUGAAAAUAAAAAAUAUUGAUGAAUAAACAAGUAACGAGACUAAUGAACGUGCCAAAAAUUCAAUAAGAAAAAAGUAAAUAUUUUAUCAAUCCGAAAUCCACUGUUUUAAUUGUUCGUCGGUUUUAUCUUGGAAAAUAUGUACAUAUAUGCACCGCAGCGUUACCAGAAAAUUUCUUAGUGUUGUGGAAGCAUUAAGAAAAUUAAACUCAGAUUAUACUUAGAUUUUUCAACACGAAAUAUAUAAAAAUAACGAUUUAAAAUAUCUGUGUUUCGCCGGUGUAUACAUCUUUAAUAAAAAAAAAGUGAGCUGAAAAUUCAUAUUUGUACAUAGAGAUGUAUAUUUAAUAUAUAUGCAUUUCAACAUAUGUAGUACCUACAACUUUCUCGUAAGAAUACACAACUCAUAACAAAUGGUUUCUAAUUAUAGAGGACUAAAUAUAAGCAUACUAUAUACAUAUAUACUUAUAUUAUAGAUUAUGUUUGGUGCAUAUCGUAAACCAGCUGCGUUAAAAUUUUCUUAGCUUACACAAGAGAUAUAUUUUAAAAAUGAAGAGUUUCUUUAUUUUAAUAUUCACCUAUAUUAUUGCAAUUUCACAAAUAACUAGAUGCAAAAACUCGAAUUAUUAUACAAUGCAGAAAGGCGAAUAUUUAGCAGAAAAUAAUAAUAAAAACCUUGAUACAAAGAUCUCGAAUAUAUUUUACAAAUCUGGACAAGAUGCUGAAAUUGUCAAAAUUAAGUUGCAGAAUACGCUACGCAACUUUUUAGAAAAUUUACAAAAAAACUUAACAACUUCAAUAAUAUUAAAAACACUCGAUAAUAAGUUAAGCUUUGAGCGGUCGCAGCAGAAAUGGCAGAAAUUAAAUGAUCACAUGGAUUUCUACAGAACAGCAUCCCGCGACUUACAAGAAUUCUCAUUUAAAUCGGAAAUGUUUUUGCAAAUCAGUAAAAAUGAAAGUGUUACUUUUUUAAUGAAACUCCGCAGAGUACCCACCGGUCAGCAAAUGCUGGCACCGCAUGUUAAGUUGCAGUUAACAAAUUAUUUUGCUGAAAUGGAGUUUUUUAAUGUUGUAUUUUUCGAAAUACUUGACGAGGGAAUGGAAUAUAUUAAUAAUGCUCUAUAUAUCAUUCGAACAACAUUUGAAAACUAUGCUGAUAUACAGCAAAAAAUUUUACGUGAUGAACAUUUUUUACUUGAUAACUGGUGUUUUAAUAAGUAUUUUGAAUUUUUACAAAAGUGGUCAACACAGAUAUAUAAAUGUGCCACCGAAACAAGAUUACAAACGGUAUACAAUGUGUUUUCAAUUACAAAAGUUGCGGUUAAAUACCUCAUGCAACAGCUAGAAUUUAAAAUGCAGCGUUUGUUUAAUUGUUUCAUUUGUAAAGAAUACAGUAUAAAGUGCAAUUUUUUACGUUUCCCGGAAAACGACUUCGAGAAAUUAUUUAAUAUUUUAAAAGAAUUACAAAUAUAUUAUGACAUAGAAAUAAAUCGCGGGAGGGUGGAAUCGAGAAGAAUACAACGCAGUGAAAACAUUAUACGAUUAAGUGAAAAGAAAAAUGUAAAUGCAUCUAAAAAAAAUUGCUUACCAUUUGGUUUUCCAACAAACCAGAUGCGAAAUGACCUUAAGGUAUGCUUCAAUAUUCACUAAAUAUUUCAAUUAAAAGAUUAAUCAAAAACUUUAAAUAUUACAUAUUUUUAAUUAUCUACAAUUGUGAUUGAAUCACUUCACCACUGCUGUAAAAAAUAUAGAAUUCAAUUUGAAUUAAAUUAAUAUAAA